This is a messenger RNA of Melampsora larici-populina 98AG31, 1897 nucleotides long. RefSeq lists its product as uncharacterized. Lineage: Eukaryota; Fungi; Basidiomycota; Pucciniomycetes; Pucciniales; Melampsoraceae. The record is from RefSeq and is a predicted model, not a curated record. The coding region runs from base 184 to 1323 and encodes 379 amino acids. Gene Ontology annotation, biological process: GDP-mannose metabolic process. The transcript has 9 exons. Gene Ontology annotation, molecular function: GDP-mannose 4,6-dehydratase activity.
CUACGUCACCACGUCACCUCACCUGGCACCACAACCAACAACAGCAGGACUACCACCAUCCACCAUCAUCAUCAUCACCAUUUGUAUCAUUCUCAACAUCAUCAUACAUUAACAUUAACAUCAACAACAUCAUUAUCAUUAUCUUCAACAUUAUCAUCUUUAGCAUCUAACAUAAUCAUUACCAUGUCACAAGUCACUCACCAUCCCCUUGCUAAUGCCAGUCAACCAAUGAGCCUAGGUUCCAACUUCUCGCCUGAAGAGUAUCGCAAGCGCAAAGUCGCCUUGAUUACUGGUAUAACUGGGCAAGAUGGAUCUUAUCUCACAGAGCUCCUUCUUGAUAAAGGGUACGAGGUACACGGUAUCAUUCGCCGAUCAUCCAGUUUCAACACUGGUCGGAUCGAACAUCUUUACAAGGAUGUGCACGAACGCCCCAAAAUGGUUCUCCAUUACGGUGAUUUGGCCGAUACGACGAAUCUCGUUUACAUAAUCUCCCAAACCCAACCAACAGAAGUAUACAAUCUUGCUGCUCAAUCACACGUUAAAGUGUCAUUUGAUAUGGCAGAAUAUACUGGUGAUGUGGAUGGACUUGGUACUUUGAGAUUACUUGAUGCGAUUCGUACUUGUGGUCUUACUCGACAUGUUAGAUUCUAUCAAGCUUCUACUUCAGAACUUUAUGGUAAAGUGGUUGAAACUCCUCAAACUGAAAAAACUCCAUUCUAUCCUCGAAGUCCCUAUGGUGUUGCAAAACUUUAUGGGUUCUGGAUCGUAAAGAACUAUCGUGAGAGUUACGAUAUGUAUGCUUGCAAUGGAAUUCUCUUCAAUCACGAGUCUCCAAGACGAGGAAGAACCUUUGUGACUCGUAAGAUCACACGAGCAGUGGCUGAGAUCAGCUUAGGUCUGCAGUCUUGCCUUUACCUUGGAAACUUAUCGGCCAAAAGAGAUUGGGGUCAUGCCAAAGAUUAUGUUGAAGGCAUGUGGAGAAUGUUACAACAAGAUGUAGCAGAAGAUUAUGUUUUAGCUACCGGUGAAACACAUCCGGUCCGGGAGUUCGUGGAGAAGGCAUUUGCAGUCGUAGGGACUGAGAUCAAAUGGGAGGGUGUGCCAGAUAGUUUAGAGGAAACCGGAGUGGAUGCGAAGUCUGGUAAGGUACUUGUCAGAGUUGAUCCGAUGUAUUUCCGACCAGCUGAGGUGGAGCUAUUGCAUGGGAUGCCUACAAAGGCUGAAAAGGAAUUGGGUUGGAAACGCAAAGUCUCCUUUGACAGCUUGGUUAGAGAGAUGGUUGAAGCUGACUUGGUCGGAGCGCGCACAGCCGACCAUAAUUAGUCCCAAGUGAAGAUGGAUGAAUCCAAAAGUAAAGAUAGACAUGCGUAAUUCAGAAGCAUCCUUAAAAUCACCCCUCUUCUAAUUCAUUAUUGCAUUCAUUUCUCUCUUAUCAUUUUCACAUCUUUUUGGAAGCAUUUGGACUUAUUUGAUCAUCUACUGUAUUUUUUUGAAAGUGACCUCAUACUCUUUAUGAUAGUAUUUGGAUCUUGUUACAUAUUCGAUAUUACAGGACAUUAUGAAAAAAUUUCAUUUUCUUUAAGGGAUUAGCUAGCUGUUUUUUUAGGAAAUCCAACAAACGGAACAGCCGCCUUGAAUUGAUCUCAUCUAUGUUUUUCUUUUCCUAAUGAAAGAACAAUUGGAAAAUUACAGGACUUCAAAUCACAGGGACUAUCUUUAUUCAAAAUUGUAUCAUGAUAGCAUCUUGAGGAUUUUUUAGAUGGACGUUUAGAUGUGGUUAUAUGACUUUGCCUGGAUCUCCUUCUUUUUAUUUCAUUUGAUGUGCUAGACUUUCAUUCUUGUCAUUGAUGUUACAUGAACAAUUUCAAUCAAUCAUUUGUGGUUUGACACCUGAGUU